AUAGGUUAUCCUCUUCAUGCACCUGAAGCCUACUUUCCCUAUUUCAAGAAACAUAAUGUCACAUCAAUCAUAAGACUAAACAAAAAAAUUUAUGAGGCAAAACGCUUUACUGAUGCUGGUUUUGAGCAUUAUGACCUGUUCUUCAUAGAUGGAAGCACACCAAGCGAUAGUAUAGUUCAGAGGUUCCUGAACAUCUCUGAAAAUGCUGAUGGUGCUAUUGCUGUACAUUGUAAAGCUGGCCUGGGGAGAACAGGAACACUGAUUGCCUGUUAUAUAAUGAAACACUACAAGUUCACACAUGCUGAAGCCAUUGCUUGGAUAAGAAUAUGUCGACCAGGCUCUAUUAUAGGACCCCAGCAACACUUCUUGGAAGAGAAGCAAGCAAUGUUAUGGCUGGAGGGAGAUCUCAUCCGAUCAAAGCAGAAACAACGAGUAGUUGAUGGAAACAUUAACAGAGUUCUUUGUGGCUUGAAUGACAUUUCAAUCAGUGAGAGCUUGAAUAAAAUACAAGACUUGGAUCAAUACAGGGAGAACGAUUUUGAAGACAAAGCAGAUGUGGAAACUCAGAAUGGCAUGACACAGGGAGAUAAACUUAAUGCCUUAAAAAGUCGGAGACGGCCAUGUUCUGCUACAACUGGAGCUCUGAGGCUGCAAGACGUGAAACUGCACACCCGGUCAAUAUCACAACCUUUCAGACUGAAUACUUCAGGUAGCACAGAAGGAUCCAUGUCUCCUCUGAAGGCCUCCAAAGUGAUGGCAGUUAAUUCACCAUCUGCAGAAAGAAUAAGCAGAAUUCCCACAUCCUCAGGCUCUAACCUUAAAAGCGUUUCCAUAAACUCCAGACUAGCCAGUUCUCUAGGGAACCUGUAUGCUGCUUCAGAUGAUGAUGAGAGCAAAAUGACAUCAUCGUCCUCUAGGACAGGUUUUUCUGUAAGCCAAAUCUCCAGCCACUUGAAUGGCAGCUUGCAGCUGCCUCACAGAAAUAACCAUGAACUGAACAACAACUUAUACAACAGAAACAGCAGUAGUGGCAACAACCUGAGCAGCCAAACCAGUUUUCACAGCGUCGUGACAGAUGACUAUGCUCAACCUUCCUUUAUGGGCCUUACAACUCCUCCAGCACGAUACCAGAGUCAAUCAAUUCCUUCCCUUCAGUCUGAGUAUGUUCAGUACUAA
This is a messenger RNA of Fulmarus glacialis (Northern fulmar), 1176 nucleotides long. It is a transcript of the gene CDC14A, whose product is annotated as cell division cycle 14A. The record is from RefSeq and is a predicted model, not a curated record. Gene Ontology annotation, molecular function: protein tyrosine/serine/threonine phosphatase activity; protein serine/threonine phosphatase activity. Gene Ontology annotation, cellular component: nucleolus; spindle pole; mitotic spindle. Gene Ontology annotation, biological process: microtubule cytoskeleton organization; protein dephosphorylation; cilium assembly. NCBI's taxonomy places the organism in Eukaryota, Metazoa, Chordata, Aves, Procellariiformes, Procellariidae.